Molecule: messenger RNA, 1091 nt
Organism: Thlaspi arvense
Lineage: Eukaryota; Viridiplantae; Streptophyta; Magnoliopsida; Brassicales; Brassicaceae
Source: the annotation of a GenBank genome assembly
CAAACCCAGCAGCUUCCUUCCUCUCUUAAAUACCUCUCUUUUCUUCUAAGAUCAAGACCGUACUGUACUUUCCUCUAACCCAAAAAAAAAACUUUGUUUCUCCUUCUCAUCCUCUUCAAAACACAAAAAUGCGUAUGAGCUGUAACGGAUGUCGAGUUCUUCGAAAAGGCUGCAGUGAAAACUGUAGCAUAAGGCCUUGUCUUCAAUGGAUCAAAUCCGCCGAAUCUCAAGCCAACGCCACCGUCUUCCUCGCCAAAUUCUACGGCCGUGCCGGCCUCAUGAACCUCCUUAACGCCGGUCCCGACCACCUUCGUCCUGCGAUAUUUAGAUCAUUGUUGUACGAAGCAUGCGGGAGGAUAGUGAAUCCGAUUUAUGGAUCCGUCGGGUUAUUAUGGUCCGGGAAUUGGCAUCUUUGUCAAGCAGCCGUAGAGGCGGUGAUGAGAGGCUCUCCGGUCACUCCAAUCGCCUGCGACGCGGCGGUUACUGGUCAAGCUCCUCCUUUUAACAGCAGCAAGCUCUUCGACAUAAGACAUGUGUCGAGAGACGAGAACGCCGUGAAGAGUCGGUGCCGGUCGAGUCGCGGUGCAAGCAAAGAAGAGAGAAACGUGAGGUCGUCGCUGAGUCACGAGUCGUCUCUGAGUCACGAGUCAACAGUAGUGAAGGAUGAAGGGAGUAUGGUGUCUUCGGAGGGGACGACGGCGGAUGAACCGAGUUGGAUCGGGCUUGAGCUGACUUUGGGGUUGGAGCCGCCUGUGGCACGUGGGAAUCACGUGGUGCCAAUGAAGAAACGGAAGUUAGAGAGGUGUAGCACGUGCGAGGAUGAGGAAGACACGUGUAAGAUUGAGCUUGGACUUGUGUGCAGCGAGUGAUAAAUGAAUGGUAUGUUUUUUGGCUGGUCUUAGAAGUUUUUUUUGGGUACUGUUGUUGAGUUUUAGGUGUACAAAUAGAUAGAGAUUAACGAAUCUCUCUCUCUCUUUUAAGUUUGUUUUUGUUUGUUCACUGUUUUGCAUGUUCGGUGUUCUUCAUGAAUAUGUGUAAGAUAAAGAGGUCUUAACUUAACAAAAUUGCAAUCUUCAGAAAUCUAUACGGAG